CUCUGGAAGGGAGGCUGGUAAUCUGAGCUUUGGCAUUUUCAUUGUGGCAGAGAUGGAUCCAGAGAGUCCGCAGGGACUGCCCAAAAUUAACAAUUACCUGGAUGGAACCCAAGUGGGGGCCAGAGGUGGGACAUCCCCAGCUGGGAAGCAUUUCAGGGACAGCAAGAGGAAAGUGGACUAUGUCUUAGCCUAUCACUACCGAAAACGUGCCUCUCAGCACCAGCGAAGCAUUGGCUCCCUAGGUCACUUGCACAGACCUUCCCCCUUGGCCAUUAUUUCUAAUGGGGAAAUGGGGAAAAGCCACUCUGAGCAACAGCAAAACCAGGGCCAGAAUGGACCCCAGCAGCAACGUGGGCAGCCAGAGGCUCAGAUGAUCGAGAUGAGCCCACUCGAUGCCCUCGAGGAGGAGAAACGGGAGCAGAGGGAAGAAUAUGAGCGCAACCUGGUGGAAGCCGGACUGGAGUUAGAAAAAGACAUUGAGAAUAAAAGCCAUGGACUGAGCUUUGUGCGGAUACACGCACCUUGGAAUGUGCUUAGUCGAGAAGCAGAAUUUCUUAAAAUAAAAAUGCCCACUAAAAAGAUGUAUGAAAUAAAAGAAGAAGGAGGAAUUCUCAAGAAGCUCUCUGAAAUAUGGCACAAAGCUACAAAGCCUCUGCAGCCCACGGUGCCACAACAAAACAACACGAAGAUGAAAAGUUUGUCUUACCCCUUUUCCAGAGAAAAAAUAUAUUUGUACAACAUUAAAGACAGAGACACAUUUUUCGACAACGCUACUCGCAGUCGAAUAGUACGUGAAAUUUUAAAGCGUACAUCUUGUACAAAGGCUGAAAACAGUAUGGGUAUUACUACGUUAAUAGCAAACAAUGUCUAUGAUGCAGCAUAUCCUCUUCAUGAUGGUGAAUAUGAAGGCCAAAAUGAUGACAUGAAUGAAAGAGAGUUGCUGUAUCGAGAAUGGGCAAGAUAUGGAGCGUUUUACAAGUAUCAGCCUAUUGACCUCAUAAGGAAGUAUUUUGGAGAAAAAAUAGGACUGUAUUUUGCAUGGUUGGGUUUAUAUACAGAAUUUCUUAUUCCAUCUUCAGUAGUUGGGAUUAUAGUGUUUCUUUAUGGAUGUAUAACCAUGGAAAGUGACAUUCCUAGUAAAGAGAUGUGUGACCAAGAGAAAGCGUUCACCAUGUGCCCUCUUUGUGACAAGUCUUGUGACUACUGGAACCUCAGCACUGCAUGUGCCACGGCACGUGCUAGCCACUUGUUUGACAACCCUGCAACAGUCUUCUUCUCCAUUUUCAUGGCUCUCUGGGCUGCCAUGUUUCUUGAACAAUGGAAGCGUUUACAGAUGAGACUAGGUUACUUCUGGGAUCUCACUGGCUUGGAGGAGGAGGAAGAACAUGUAAAGGAACAUCCCAGACCAGAAUAUGAAACCAAAGUGCGACAGAAAAAACUCAAAAAUGAAACUAAUAAAAAGGAUAAGAGGAGGCAUAUUCCAAAAUCAUCUGCAAACACUUGGAAGCUGAGGGUCAGAACAGGGUUACCGGGUCUGAAAUUAGAUGAAAAGGAGAAGUUAACCUGGAGAGACCGUACGCCUGGCUAUCUAGUGAACGUUGCAUCCAUUUUAUUUAUGAUUACACUGACAUUUUCAGCAGUUUUUGGUGUGACCGUGUACCGAAUUACUACAGCAGCCGCAUUGUCCAUCAGCAAAAAUGAGUCAACCAGGUCGAACGUCCGUGUGACCGUGACUGCAACCGCUGUCAUCAUUAACCUGGUUGUGAUCCUUAUAUUAGAUGAGAUUUAUGGAGCUGUUGCCAAAUGGCUUACAGAAAUGGAGGUACCAAAAACAGAGAAGACCUUUGAAGAGAGGCUAAUUUUGAAGGCUUUCCUAUUGAAGUUUGUUAACUCUUAUGCACCAAUUUUUUAUGUUGCCUUUUUUAAAGGAAGGUUUGUUGGCCGACCUGGUAGUUAUGUAUAUGUGUUUGAUGGUUACCGAAUGGAAGAGUGUGCUCCAGGAGGCUGUUUGAUGGAACUCUGUAUUCAGCUGAGCAUCAUUAUGCUUGGAAAGCAACUUAUUCAGAAUAAUCUGUUUGAAAUUGGAAUCCCGAAGUUAAAAAUGCUGUUCAGGAAGCUGAAAGAUGAAAGGACUGAGAAAAAGGAAAGUGACUCCAACCACUCAAAGCACCCUCAGCAAUGGGAUCUCGAUUACAUGUUGGAACCUUUCACUGGACUGACUCCAGAAUACAUGGAAAUGAUUAUCCAGUUUGGCUUUGUCACGCUCUUCGUUGCCUCCUUCCCUUUGGCUCCGGUGUUUGCCCUUCUCAACAAUGUCAUAGAAGUUCGGCUGGAUGCAAAAAAGUUUGUUUCUGAGUUAAGGAGGCCAGAUACAGUGAGAGAAAAAGAUAUCGGAAUUUGGUAUAACAUUCUGAGUGGUAUUGGAAAGUUUUCAGUUAUCAUUAAUGCUUUUGUAAUCUCUGUCACAUCUGAUUUCAUUCCACGCCUUGUGUAUCAAUAUGCAUACAGUCAAAAUGGAACUAUGCAUGGAUUCAUCAAUCACACCCUCUCAUACUUCAAUGUUAGUCAUCUCAAAUCUGGAACACAGCCAGACAACUCACAGUUCGAACAUGAAGUUAUAUUCUGCAGGUACAAGGAUUACAGAGAACCACCUUGGUCCCCAAAUCAGUAUGAAUUUUCUAAGCAGUACUGGUCAGUUUUAUCUGCUCGUUUGGCUUUUGUUAUUCUAUUUCAGAACCUGGUCAUGUUCCUCAGCGCGCUGGUUGACUGGAUGAUUCCUGACAUUCCCAAGGACAUCAGCGAACAAAUCAAAAAGGAGAAGAGUAUGCUUGUUGAUUUCUUCCUGAAGGAAGAGCAUGAGAAGCUGAAACUGAUCGAAAGUUUUAUCAUGCGUGACAAGCACAGAAACAAAGGCGAGACAAAGGGCCGAAGGAACCGAGCGGCAAGCUUCUGCCAGUUUAGCCGGAGUCAGCGAGGCAGCUUUACAUCCUUUAGCUCACAGCACACAGAAGUAUGACUCCUUAGGGGGAGGAAAUGUACCAUGGAACAUGUGCGAUACCUGUAUACUUACUGUGUGAUGUGAUCCUGAAACUGGAGGGAGGGAGGGACCGAUAGGCAGGGAGAGUGGAGGAGGGAGUCUGUCACUUCUCAAGAAACUUCAGGUGUAAGUUUCUCUAUAACAUUUUAUACACUAUCCGGGCUGCAGCACUUUCAGAGUUAUUCAGUGCAAAUUAAAGAGCCGGGUUAUGGCUGCGGCUGGCCCUUGCACAGAAGCAUGGGAAAUGGGGAGGGCAGAGUACAGCGCCUAGCACAGUAGAGCUCUGGUCCAUGGCAAGAUCUCCUCAGGCUACUAUAAUAUCAGUAAUAAGGAGCCCUCCCCACUCUUGCAUUCUCUGUGCCAAGACCAGCCACAAUCCCAAUCCCUGCACUCUCCUGAGUGCAAGGAUUGCUACCUGCUAACGUGCCCCUAGGGCAAUAUGUACUCCAAAGAAUCGUGGGCAAUAGACCCUACCACACAUGUUUCAGCAGAACUGGCCAGCCACAGAGGGGGCUGAACUUUGAACCCUCUCAAAGGAUGUAAAAAUAAACACAUUCCCUCUGCACACCUAGGCUCUAGGAAUCAUUGUGCCUUCGUGAUGCACAAUGCCUCUUGGUGUUCUUACUGCAGUGGGGCUCGCCACAGCACUCCUGAUGCAGAGCUAUGGUUAAAGGCACAAAAUAGCAGGAAGAGAAAAAAAAUUAAGAUUACUGAGCACUUUGGCCUACAGUUGUUGGCUUAGCAGGACCCUGAAUAAUAAGCAGAGACAGAUCACAACAUAAGCAUCUGAAAGAUGUAAAGAUGAUAGAACUAGCUAAGCACAUCACUGUUUGUUGUUCUGAGCAAAAUACUCUGGGCCUAAUUCACCUCUCACUUAAACUGGGACUUCAACUCCAACUGGUGUCAAUCGGAAGUAACUCUGCUGAUAUCAACACUGGAAUAAAACUGGUAUAAGUGAAAGUAGCGUGAAGCCUUGUAACUUGUGACAAUAUCUUCAUGUACGUUGCUCCGGAAAUAACAAAAAGUUGCUGUUGUGUAUUUACUAUAAAUCAAGAUAUUGUUAUGCAUAACUGUAUUCUACUGAGAGAGGAAA
Messenger RNA from Gopherus evgoodei (Goodes thornscrub tortoise), 4130 nucleotides. RefSeq names its product anoctamin 2 (gene ANO2). NCBI's taxonomy places the organism in Eukaryota, Metazoa, Chordata, Testudines, Testudinidae. Gene Ontology annotation, biological process: chloride transmembrane transport. The transcript is spliced from 30 exons. Gene Ontology annotation, molecular function: chloride channel activity; protein dimerization activity. Gene Ontology annotation, cellular component: plasma membrane. The coding region runs from base 53 to 3016 and encodes 987 amino acids. The record is from RefSeq and is a predicted model, not a curated record.